Messenger RNA from Ctenocephalides felis (cat flea), 1134 nucleotides. Its product is annotated as piggyBac transposable element-derived protein 1-like. Lineage: Eukaryota; Metazoa; Arthropoda; Insecta; Siphonaptera; Pulicidae. The record is from RefSeq and is a predicted model, not a curated record. The transcript has a single exon. Bases 1 to 1134 code for a protein of 377 amino acids.
AUGGUGCACCAUUUGCGGCAGUAUAUGCCCAAUAAGCCACACAAAUGGGGCAUGAAAUUAUUCGUUCUAUGUGACUCAUCUGGAUUUGCUUAUCGGUUCGAAGUUUACAAUGGCGCUGGAGGCAACAAACUUGUAGAUGGCCAUCCAAAUCUUGGUGCUUCGGCGAAUGUUGUCAUGCGAUUGUCUCAAACCAUCCUGGAUAUGGCAAAUCACAUUGUAUACUUCGACAACUUUUAUACAAGUUUGCCUCUGUUGGUGUAUUUGCGCGCUCGUGGAAUUUUCAGUCUUGGUACGAUACGAGUGAACAGAGUGCCUGGUUGUAAGCUGAGUUUGGAAACAGCCAUCAAAGAUAAACCAAGAGGAUAUUCUGAGGAAUAUGUGGCAUCCUCAUAUGGCGUUGAUCUGACUACUGUAUUGUGGAAAGACAACAAAGUCGUUCAUUUGGCAUCGACGUAUGUUGGUGUGAAACCAUUUCAAACCAGUUUGACAAAUCCAACCAAACAACCACGAAAAGCCAGCCGAUUUGUUCGCAAGCAAGGCCGCAUUGACAUCGAUUGCCCCGAAAUCAUUAGCGAAUAUAACAAACAUAUGGGCGGCGUGGACUUGAUGGAUGGCUUGAUGGGCCGCUAUCAUAUUCGCGCAAAAACUCGUGAUGCAGCAACUCGUUUGUUGUACCAUUUUAUUGACAUGGCUGCCACCAACGCAUACAUACUCUAUCGCCGAAUACACCGAGAGAAAGUUCACGAUUCGCCUGAUGAGAAUGACCCCAGCGAAAAAUUGUUGACAUUGCCACAAUUUCGUAAAAAUAUUGCUGCUGGCCUUGUGAACUACAACUUCAAGCGCCAAGCUGGUCGUCCAUCAUCCAGACUUGCUUCAAGCGAUUCUCGGCCAUCAACUCCAGAGGUGAUUCCAGGUUCUUUUCCUGUUGGAAGACGUGCGGUGCAUCCAGUGGACGACACUCGUUUUGAUUGUAUGGAUCAUUGGCCACAAUGGACAGAAAAACGUGUUACGAGCAAACGCUGUGCCCAAAACAAAACAAAGGCGCUAACUAUGUGCAUUUGCUCCAAAUGUAAUAUAGCUUUAUGUUGCUUUAAGGGUAAAAAUUGUUUCGUAGAAUAUCAUAACAAAAAAUAA